AUGACCACCGGAUCUCAGCCGUCGAUGUCUCAAUUACAGACGUCAAGAGUGAGUCCAAAUACAGUGGAAGAUGCAGUCAAGUCCUUGGUCAACUGGAGAAACGAGAAAUCGAAGACGGAGAAGGAGCAGCUUGUAGAGCAGGACGAGUUCGUUUACCUAAUCGUAACACUGAAGAAGAUUCCACAGACGAGCCGUAUUAAUCCUUAUCGUAUCAGUCUUCCUCAUCCGAUUAUUAAACCUACCGAAGAUUCGCCGGAGCUCUGUCUCAUCAUCGACGAUAGACCGAAAAGCGGUAUCACCAAGGAAGACGCGAUUAAGAAGAUCAAAUCGGAGAACAUACCCAUCACUAAGGUUCUUAAGCUCUCAAAGCUGAAAACUGAUUAUCGACCUUUCAUGGCGAAACGGAAGCUUUGCGAUUCAUACGACAGGUUUUUCUCCGAUCGGAGAGUGAUUCAUAUGUUGCCGAGAUUGUUUGGGAAGAAAUUCUUCGUGAACAAGAAGGUUCCAUUGCCGAUCGACUUGAAGCAUAAGAACUGGAAGGAGCAGAUCGAGAAAGCAUGUGGAGCUACUAUGUUCUUCUUGAGAACAGGGACUUGUAGUGUCGUCAAAGUUGGGAAAUUGUCGAUGCAGAGCGAUGAAAUCGCCGAGAAUGUGAUGGCCACUUUGAGUGGAGUAGUCGAUAUUUUGCCUGGUAACUGGAAUUACGUUAGGUCGUUGCAUUUGAAGUUAUGUGAGAGUCUGGCUUUGCCUAUAUAUCAGGCGGUGCCUGAUUUGAAGCUCAAAAUCGAUUCAUUUGAUGAAGAAUCAGUUGAAAGUGAUGUUGAUGAGAGUGAGAGUACUGUUGUCUCGGUGAAGAACAAGAAGAAGAAAGGGAGGAUUGAUGAGGUUAGAUAUAUGGAUAGUAAUGUAUCUGAGACUCUUGGGGAUGAUGAAAUCGGAAUGAAUGUUGAAGAUGAGGUUACUGGAGAUCUCAAUGGCUCUGGAGAUAAGAAGAAGACGAAGAAGAUGAGUAAGAAGUCUGCAGUGAGUGAGAAACCGGUGAAGAAAUCAGCCAUUGUGAAGAAGAAAGAGAAGAGUAAGAAUGGGUUAAAGUCGAAAAAGAAAAAGAAUGACAUUGAUGAAUCUGGUGGUGGAUUAAAAGAGAAGGCUAAGAGGAGGAAGAGUUUUCGUUGAUAAGUGAUCCAAAGAAGAUGCUCGAUAAGUAUAUGUAUAACUAAGUAUUCUAUUCUUUCUGAAGUGGUUUUUUGGUACUAAUUAUGAUUUUUUCUUACCAUCAUGGUUCUGAUACAUU
This is a messenger RNA of Eutrema salsugineum, 1291 nucleotides long. RefSeq names its product putative ribosome biogenesis protein C8F11.04. Bases 1 to 1173 code for a protein of 390 amino acids. The transcript has a single exon. Gene Ontology annotation, cellular component: 90S preribosome. NCBI's taxonomy places the organism in Eukaryota, Viridiplantae, Streptophyta, Magnoliopsida, Brassicales, Brassicaceae. The record is from RefSeq and is a predicted model, not a curated record.